AACCGAUUUGAUAUACCAUACAACAACAGCAGCAGAAAUCCCAUUCCCUCUACUACUUGCCAACAAUUUCACGUUCUACCUUCGAGGCUUCGACACGGCAUGUAAUCCAACCGGGGAAUCGUUCAUCGGUCCAUUCGAGUGUCUCGCGUCGUACACUCUACUUCAGUGUCUUUAAUUUUAUCAUUAUCUAAUGUUUUUUACAAUAUUUUGUUUAUAAAUUGCGCUUUUAAAUUGUACAAAUUGUUUGGUAAAUUGUGAGCUAUGGUUUUUUAAUUUUUUUAAAUUCAUUUUUGACUAAAAUGACAGUGGUGAUGUAUUGUUGAUAACAAGUUAUACCUGGAAUUCAUUGUGACAGUGAUUAAAGCAAUACACAAGUUGAGCAAUGGCCUUGAGGCUUCGGAGCAGUAAAGAUGUCAAAAAAAGUUCAUAUUAUGUUUGGUAUCUUGGUGCGAGGGAGGCCAAAGGUGUUGAUGCAAUGCCUGGUGCCAUAGCAUAUCUUCUUGAGCGUGAAAGACUUCAAGAACCUUUCAAGGUCACUUUACAGGUUAGCAGUAAAGGUCUCAAGAUAAUACAGACAGUUCAUCCGGGUGCUUCAACAAGGUCUGCCGUUAAACAUCUUGUGCCAGGUCAUGCUGUUCUUGCUGCUGUACAACGGGAGGAUGUUGUUGCAGCAACUCUUCUUCUUCCCAAUCCAGCAACAAAUAAUCCUGUUCAUGUUCACGCCUACAGAUGUGAUUCGGUUGAGACUGCUGAGCUUUUGGGUGGUCAAUUAAAAGCUCUUGCUUCACAUUCGGAUAAUUCAAUUAAAAUUAAUUCAACUGAUAAUAGAGUUCGAAGUAAUUUAGGUAGUGAUGGAAGAAGUACAAGAGAAUCAGAAUCGUCUGAGGGAAGUGGUGAACAUCGUCAUGUACCAGCACAAUCAUCAACAAUUUACGAGUCUCUUGCUGCUGAAUUGCGAGCAAAAUUAGGACGUGGUAAUUCUGGUGAUAAUGAUGUUGGCCCAAUAUUAUUACCACCACGUGAUUAUGACACUGUUCAUAGGCAUCGUGGUAACCUUGCUGGUAUUGAAUUUCGACGUUGUUUAAAUCAAACAAUUGUUGGUAACAAUACAAACGAUCGUGGUACCGGAACAAGAAGUGCAGCAAGUAGUGGAAUUGGUUCUGAUAGUGCAGCAACACCACCACCAUAUCAAUCACAUCAUCAACUUGGUUCUAGACCAUCAAGACCAUCAAGAGACACCUCAUCAGAUGAAGAUUGGGGUGGUAUUACUGAAGAAAAUGAAUAUUUACAAGAACAAACGACAAAUGUAACACUUCCAAGACUUCCAAGAAGUCCAGAGAGACCAAUAAUUGGUCGUGGUGUAUCACCAAGUUCUCAUAAUAGAAUAAAAAGAUCUGCUGAACUUCGUCAGCGAUCACCAAGCCCUCAUUAUCAACCUAAAAUUGAUCCAAUUGAAGUUACAAGUCCACGUGAAAGAUUUCAAGAUGCUAAAGAAAUGUUCAAAGCAAUGGAACGCGAAAAUUUAACGAGACCAACAAUCAUUGUUAGAGCCAGGGAAAUUAAUGAUAAUCAUGGAAUUCACAGGCUUGAAUCAAAACAGGUGUCUUCAUCAGCACCUGGACAUCAUGAACACAUGAGACGUAGUCAUUCUGAAAUGGAAAGAGAAAAAGAUCGUGAGAAAAAUGAUUAUCGAAAUCGGCCGAAAGUCAGAGGUCAGCAUUAUUCACUGGAGAGACUUACUGAAGCUGAGGUAUCUUCUAGACCUCGGCCAAGAAGUUUUUAUGAGAAUCAAACAUCAGGAAGAGAUUCAAGAGAUCAACGACAUCCUGUGGAAUCAAGAGAUAAUCGAGAUAUUAGAGAUAGACACUCUCGUGAUGUUAGAGAUAAACAACGUACCCGUCCAAUUAUUUAUCAGGAUAUUCCAAAACACGAGAGAUAUUUGGAACGUGAAAAUUCACGUGAAAUUAUGCCGACACCAAGUCGUUAUCGUCACAGUUAUGCUGAACCACCAAGACUUGGUCUUGCUGCUCUUGAUCCAUAUUAAAUAAAUCAAUAAAUAAACAAUUUAUCAUAAAUUAUAUAAUGACUAAAUAAAAAAUAGAAAAUUAUAAAUUUAUUUUCAUGAUAAUCAAUAUUUAGAAAUUGACUAAAAAAAUAAUCUAGUUAUCUAAAUGAUAUAUCUUUUUAAAAAUGACAAAUUUUUUGUAAUUAUUAGACUUUUUUUUAUGUAAUAAUUGUUUUUAUUGACAAUUAUUAUUUCUUUUGUUGGAAAAACAAUAUAAUUUCUAUUUUUUUAUUUAAUUUUUGUCUAAUAAAUUAACAAAAUUGUUGAAAUUAAAAUUUAAAAUUCAACAAAAUAAAUUAAUUUUACUGUUGAGUUUUAUUUAAAUUAACCCUGGUAGAAAAACUCCGUCGGCCCGACGUUGGCUCGACUUAUUGGCCGCGCUGAAAAAUUUCUACCAGGGAAAUAUCGAAAUUUUAUUCCAAAAAAAUUAUAUAUUUUUUGAAAAUGAUACAAAUAUAUUUUUGUCUGUUGAGAUUAUUCAAUUAUUUAAUUUUAAGAUUUAUAUUUUUUUCUUACUCAAUAAAACGUGAUGAAGACUUGUAUUUUUUUUUUUUUUUAAUUUUUUUAUUAUUAAAACUUUUGAUGUAAUAUGUUUUUUUUUUUUGAUAAAAUAAAAAUACGUCAUCAUGAAAAUAAUUAUGUAAAAAAACAAAUUAUAUUUUAAUUGUUAAAAGUGCGAUUAAAUUUGCAACAACAAUAAUCAUAGGUCUUCCAACUGAAUUUAAUUAAAAAAUGUUUAUAACAUUUAUCGCUCAAAUUAUUCUUGAUAAUUGUUGUUAUAUCAUUGAAAAUAAUUGUAAGAUAAAAUCUGUAUUUUAAUAUAAUGAAAUUUAAAAUAAUCUAUAAUUAAAUAUUGCCAAGUAAAUAAAUGUAAUUUUAAAACAAGAAAAUACAAACAAUUGAUGAUUCAAUUGACAUUUAUAAUUUUAAAAAAAAUAUAUAUAUUCCCAGCAGUUGUGUAAAUUGAAAAUUUAUUAUUCAUGGUGAUGCGUUUAAACAAACAAAUAAAUAAAUAAAUAAAUGAAAAUAAACCACACCCUGAAGCUGCAUAACACAAGUGAUUAUCUUCCUUACUUUCUCGUCAAUUAAUUUGCAACAAAUCAUUCAAGGUUGCCAAGUAUUUUUCACAAUUUCCAGUUUAAAAAAUCGAAAGCAAUUUAGUGUAUAUUUAAUCAAAUCUUACAAUUAAUCUAUAGCUAUAUAAAAAUUAAUUAUUAAAGCUAAAACCUUGAUAAUUUUAAUUAAUAAAAUAAUUUUAAUUGUUUGCAAUAUUUUAAGAUUUUUAAUAAUUUUUUAGAUCAAUCUGUUGCCACAAAUAAUUAAAUAAUUUGUAAAAUUAAAUUAAUAUCUAAAUUUAUCCAGAGAGGAUUUUAAUUUUUAAUCAAUAAUUUUUGCUAUAAAUUUGUAAAUAUAUAUAUUAUUUUAAAUUGCAUUAAUAAAUAUUGUUUAAAUUAAA
This is a messenger RNA of Aphidius gifuensis, 3521 nucleotides long. Its product is annotated as zinc finger CCCH domain-containing protein 13. The coding region runs from base 383 to 2044 and encodes 553 amino acids. NCBI's taxonomy places the organism in Eukaryota, Metazoa, Arthropoda, Insecta, Hymenoptera, Braconidae. The record is from RefSeq and is a predicted model, not a curated record. The transcript has 8 exons.